GGUGUAGCCGUGCAGGUCAUCAUCAUUGCAUGGUUGAUGUCCAACUGGGAGACCCGAGGAUUUGCAGAAUAAGAUCGUUCAGAUAUCGGAAAUAUCGACAAAUCAGGUGACACCAUGAGCAAAGUACAGGGAGGGAUGAAAUGCGUGAAAUAUCUGCUUUUCGUGUUCAACUUCAUCUUUUGGCUGUCGGGCCUGUUGGUGCUGGCUGUGGGACUCUGGCUCAGGUUUGACCCAGAAACAGUGGAGCUGCUGACGGGUGACAACGCCCCCGACACCUUCUUCAUCGCUGUGUACAUCCUCCUCGGUGCAGGAGGGCUGAUGAUGAUCGUCGGAUUCUUUGGUUGUUUCGGGGCUGUACGUGAGUCUCAGUGUCUCCUUGCAUCGUUCUUCGCCUGCCUUCUGAUCAUCUUUGGAGCAGAGAUUGCAGCUGGUGUGUUUGGAUUCAUAAACAAAGAACAGAUUGUUGAAGAGGUCCAAAAGUUUUACAGCAGCUCCACUGCUGACGUCUCCAAUCCGAACGGCACAGCAAUCGCUUUAAUUUACCACAAAACUCUGAACUGUUGUGGAGGCUCCACUUUAGACCCGUCUAACACUCUCUGUGAAGGGGCUGAGGAGAACACCAAGGACUGUUUUACUGCAAUAACAGAAUUCUUCAAUGAAAAGCUGCAUAUUAUUGGUUACAUCGGGAUUGGCAUUGCAGGAGUAAUGAUCAUAGGAAUGGUCUUCAGUAUGGUUCUGUGUUGUGCCAUCAGGAACAACAGGGAGGUUAUAUAGACGUCCAGAGUGAUCAGGUGGGGGAGGUUCACUGAGAAUAUCACAGAGACAGAGUACAAUACAUCGCAAGUCGUCUACGGGCCAAAUUCAACACGAUACGCUGGAUCGUUACCUUCACUCCUCGACUCCACCAGCACUGAAAAUGUAUUUCUCUGUUGUUUUUUCUCUUAGCACGCUCUGCUUUUCUGCACAACUCUAUGAACAUUCCUCAGUUUUAACAUCUUUUUGUUACCGUACAUAAAGGCUUCUUUGACACAGGAAUGUUGUGACUGCUGUAAAUAUGGACAGCUGUUUUAUGCACCUGCCGUUAACAUUAUUUAUUGUGCCCUUUCUAGAUCUUUUUAUGUAAUCAGUACUACUUUGUGUGCUUACAUGUUUUGAGGACUAGCCUACCUUUGCUGAGUAAAUUUCCAUUGUGCCUCUGUAGUCACACGGACACUAUUUACCUUUCCUCUAUCUGCCUACGUUGUGAUUUGACUGUGUACAAAAGCUCCCUCCCGCCCUUCUCGAGUAUUCCUACUUUAAAGCACAAUACAGGAAGUGUAGAUAAAUCAGCCAAAAGCGUGAGGGAAGGUCUGAUGAUAAACUGCCACUCUGUGAAUCUCUGAAUUCUCAUCUAAAAUUAACUCUCGAGCUCUUCUGGAGCAUGUGUGAACUAUAAACAGUGAGCUAGUUUGCAUUUUGUGUGAAUUAUUUUGGAUGUAAAUUUUGUUGGUGUGCCAAUAAGAUGUGAAUUAUAGAAUAAUAUAGUUUAUGUCGUACUGUUAACCUUAAUAAAAAGAAUAUUGGGUGCUUUUA
This is a messenger RNA of Centropristis striata (black sea bass), 1572 nucleotides long. RefSeq names its product tetraspanin 2a (gene tspan2a). The coding region runs from base 115 to 774 and encodes 219 amino acids. NCBI's taxonomy places the organism in Eukaryota, Metazoa, Chordata, Actinopteri, Perciformes, Serranidae. Gene Ontology annotation, cellular component: membrane. The transcript has 9 exons. The record is from RefSeq and is a predicted model, not a curated record.